AUGGUUCCCCCACGAAUGGACAGGACAAGACGCCGAGCUCAUGCACCACUACACGCUGCACACAUCGAAAGCAUUCGCGCACCGGCCAUCAAUGCAGGAAACGUGGCAGGUGUCCGUCCCCGAAAUCGCGUACGGCCACGAGUUCCUCAUGCACGGGCUGCUGGGUCUCGCCGCGUCGCAUCUCGCCUUCCUCAGGCCGGAGCGGUACAGCCACUACCUCGCGCUCGCGGGGUUCCAUAUGUCGCUGGGGCUACGGACAUACCGCCGGCUGAUCCUCGCGCCGUCGAGGGACAACUGCCACGCGCUGUUUUGCUUCUCGGGGCUGGUCAUGGUGUACAUCUACGCGUCGCCGAGGGAGCACACGGCCGUGGACACCGGGCUAUCGUCGAUCCUGGAGCUGUUGGUGCUGUGCCGCGGGACCCUGGUGCUGCACCCGUACUUCGACCGCAUCCGGCAGAGCUCGCUGGCGCAUCUGUUUCAGCCGGAGUUCAUGGAGACACCCCCUCCACCCCCGCGCUCUUCAAAAACCUCAGCCCCCACCUAGACGCCCUGCAUAAACUCAUCGCAACAACCCCCUCCAUCCCGCCAACAUCGCAGCCAACCUUCCUCCAAGCCCUAAGCCGCCUAAAGGCCACGUCCGCGUGCAUCGAGGCCUGCAACGCCCGACAACCCCUCGAAGUCGGCAUGCUCUACAUGUGGCCGCUCUCACUGGAAGAGGAGUUCUUUGCGUUCCUGCAGCAGCGCCACCCCGUCGCUCUGGUAUUCCUGGCGUUCUACUGCGCGCAGCUGCAUGCGUUUCGGCAGUACUGGUUUGUCGGCGGGCAGGGGGGUGCUUGGUUGGAGUGUGUGGAGGAGGCGUUGGAUGGCGGGUAUGGGGAGUUCCUUGCUUGGCCGAGGGGGAUUCUGAGUGGGGAUGUGUGA
Molecule: messenger RNA, 921 nt
Organism: Aspergillus mulundensis
Lineage: Eukaryota; Fungi; Ascomycota; Eurotiomycetes; Eurotiales; Aspergillaceae
Exons: 2
Coding region: 1-921 (306 amino acids)
Biological process (GO): regulation of transcription by RNA polymerase II
Molecular function (GO): DNA-binding transcription activator activity, RNA polymerase II-specific
Source: RefSeq, a predicted model, not a curated record